AUGUGGUGGGGAGAUUCGUCGGGAUCCACUCUCUGGUUGGAGAGAGAGGCAGUCCCAGGAGGGGGACGAAGCGCGGCAAAAGUUAAUGCGGGAGGCGGAGAGCGGGGCAUCGACGCAGCAAGCCGCCGGGGCUGCCCGCCGCCCGCGCGCUCGAAGGCGGCCGCGGUGGUCGCGGAAGGGGGCUCUGGGUGUGUGUUUGGUCUGUGUGAUGGGGUGGGAGUCGAGUUGUCUGGGAGAUGGAUAAGGAUGGGGUCACUGAAAAAGACAGAAAAUGGGGCUGAGGAGGUAGCAGAGGAAGGAGGAUUAGGGAAAAGUGCUGAUGGAGUGAGAGGAAGAAAGGGCCAUGAAAGGAGAACCGGGAAAAUUCAAGGAAAAGGAGCACCAGGGAUAAGGAGGUGCGAUCACUCUGAGAAGUGGAGAGGAACAUCACAUCACAGAGUACACCUAAGGAGAGUUGAGGUAGAGGAGCAUGCCCCACGGUAUGAAGUCCAAAGUUCACAUCCAUUUUUUCUCUGCCUAUCCCAGGAUAUGAGGAAGACUUGGAGACGAUUUGAUGUCCCAACACCCAAACCAUCUAACUCAGAGGAUGAUCUCCCUGAAGAUUACCCAGUGGUCAAAAACAUGCUUCACACAUUGACAGCCGACCUGACCCUGGACCCUGGCACCGCACACCACCGUCUGCUCAUCUCCGCCCUGGGCGGCGCUGGCCCCCCGCCGCGGCGCAUUCGCGUGGACUUGGACUGGGAAAGGGGCCGCGUGGCCUUCUACGACGGCCGCUCCCUGGACCUGCUUUUCGCCUUCCAGGCGCCUGGGCCUCUAGGGGAGCGCAUCUUCCCGCUGUUCUGCACCCGCGACCCCCGCGCCCCGCUCCGCAUUGUGCCAGGGGAAAGUUGA
This is a messenger RNA of Carlito syrichta (Philippine tarsier), 894 nucleotides long. RefSeq names its product ring finger protein 39 (gene RNF39). Lineage: Eukaryota; Metazoa; Chordata; Mammalia; Primates; Tarsiidae. The record is from RefSeq and is a predicted model, not a curated record.